CCGUAGUAGCGUUUAUAUGGUUGAAGGGAACGCAAAGGCAAAGGGGUCAAGAGGAGGAAACCACGUGUGAUUCCAUGUACAGCACUGUCCUCAGAUUGUUUUUGUAAGCUAAGCUCAUACCCUUCGCAUGUAGCUGACUGCUGGGAGACCUGCUCAGACGUCGUGAAUUCAUAGACUUGCAGCCUUUUCCACAUCUUGCUGAUAAACUAACCGCCCGACAUGGUGAGCAAGACGGAUGACGUCCCAGCCACUGUGCCUACUUGUAACCCAGAUGGUGUUGCUCAUGAACCGAAUGGAAACCAGGACAUUAAAGAAAGCAUCAAGGCAACUAUGAAGGAUCCGUGUGCUUGCGAGCACAGCACAGAAACCGCAGUGAUGAAUGGCGGCGGGGCCCCGGAGCACACAGGGGAGCUGGAGCCCAGACAGGACGGGGAUGCAGGGGAUGAUUCCAACGAACAAGAAGUGAUUGUGAUCCAGGACACGGGCUUCAAUGUCAAAAUCCAGGCCCCCGGGACGGAGCCCUUUGACCUCCAGGUCUCUCCCCAGGAGAUGGUCCAGGAGAUCCACCAGGUGCUGAUGGACAGGGAGGACACUUGCCAUCGCACCUGCUUCUCCCUGCAGCUCGACGGCAACGUGCUCGACAACUUUGCAGAGCUCAAGUCCAUCGAAGGCCUGCAGGAGGGCUCCCAGCUGAAGGUGGUCGAAGAGCCCUACACAGUACGGGAGGCCCGCAUCCACGUGCGCCACAUCAGGGACCUGCUGAAGAGCCUGGACCCCUCGGAUGCCUACAAUGGAGUAGACUGCAACUCCCUCUCUUUCCUCAGCAUCUUCACAGAGGGAGACCUUGGAGAUAGCGGCAGGAGGAAGAAGAAGGGCAGUGAGCUGGAACAGAUUGACUGCACCCCUCCGGAGCACAUCCUCCCCGGCAGUAAGGAGCGACCCCUGAUGCCCCUCCAGCCACCCAACAACGACUGGAAGCCCAUGCAGUGCCUGAAGGUGUUGACCAUGAGCGGCUGGAACCCUCCGCCGGGAAACAGGAAGAUGCACGGCGACCUCAUGUACCUGUACAUGGUGACGGUGGAGGAGAGACACAUCAGUGUCACCGCCUCCAGCCGCGGCUUCUACCUCAACCAAUCUACCACCUACACAUUCAACCCCAAGCCAGCCAAUCCAAGCUUCCUGAGUCACUCGCUGGUAGAGUUGCUGAGCCAGAUCAGUCCGGCCUUCAAAAAAAACUUCAGCGCAUUGCAGAAGAAAAGAGUCCAGAGACACCCGUUUGAGAGGAUAGCCACACCCUUCCAGGUGUACAGCUGGACAGCCCCGCAGGUGGACCACGCCAUGGACUGCGUCCGGGCAGAAGACGCCUACACCUCCCGCCUUGGGUACGAGGAGCACAUCCCUGGACAGACGAGGGACUGGAAUGAGGAGCUGCAGACCACCAGAGAGCUGGCCCGUAAGAACCUGCCAGAACGCCUGCUGAGAGAAAGGGCCAUAUUCAAGGUCCACAGUGACUUCGCCGCGGCCGCCACCCGAGGCGCCAUGGCCGUCAUCGACGGCAACGUGAUGGCCAUUAACCCCGGCGAGGAGACGCGCAUGCAGAUGUUCAUCUGGAACAACAUCUUCUUCAGCCUGGGCUUCGACGUGCGCGACCACUACCGUGAGCUGGGCGGGGACGCGGCGGCCCACGCCGCGCCCACCAACGACCUGAACGGCGUGCGGGCGUACGGCGCGGUGGACGUGGAGGGCCUGUACACCCUGGGCACGGUGGUGGUGGACUACCGGGGCUACCGCGUCACCGCCCAGUCCAUCAUCCCCGGCAUCCUGGAGCGCGAGCAGGAGCAGAGCGUCAUCUACGGCUCCAUCGACUUCGGCAAGACGGUGGUGUCCCACAGCAAGUACCUGGAGCUGCUGGACAAGACCAGCCGGCCGCUCAAGGUCCAGAGGCACGACGUGCUGAACGAGAAGGACGAGGCGGUGCAGCUCUGCUCCUCCGUGGAGUGCAAGGGCAUCAUCGGCAACGACGGGCGCCACUACAUCCUGGACCUCCUCCGCACCUUCCCGCCCGACCUCAACUUCCUGCCCGUGGAGGGCGAGGAGCUUCCCCCCGAGACCCAGAAGCAGGGCUUCCCCCGCCUGCACCGCCACCGCCUGGCCUGCCUGCGCCAGGAGCUCAUCGAGGCCUUCGUUGAGCACAGAUAUCUCCUCUUCAUGAAGAUGGCCGCGUUACAGCUCAUGCAGCACAAGGCAAACAAAGAUUCAACCAAAGCGGCCGCUGCCGCCGCCGUCGCCGCCGCUGGCCAACUGGCGCUGCCCACCACAGAGCCAACGGAGGUCUCUUCAGAGACCCCCGCCCCGGAGAGCAAGGCCCCCGAAGGGCAGGACGCCCCCCAGGUGGACCAGACCAACGGGGUGGAGUCCCCCUCAACGACCACUGCCACCGAAGACUCCCUGGAGCCCGUGGUGAACGGGGUGUCUGAGCCCGAGGGCACGCAGAACGGGCAGGUGGAGGGCCCGCUGGGGGGUAAGGAGGCUGACGAGACCAUCCCAGGGUUAGCCCAGGCCAAAGAGCUGGCGGAGUCCUUAGUUGCCGAAGACGGAUCGGGUAUUGACCCAAAAAGCAGGGAAGUGGUCCUGAACGCCUGCAAGGCCGUCGGCUCCAUCAGCAACACCUCCUUCGACAUUCGCUUCAACCCUGACCUCUUUUCCCCCGGUGUCCGGUUCCCCGAGGAGAGCACAGACGACAUCCAGAAACAGAAGCAGCUCCUCAAAGACGCCGCUGCCUUCGUGGUGUCUUGCCAGGUUCCCUCGCUGGUGAAGGACUGCCUGGACCACAGUGCCCUGCCCAUGGACGGUGCCACCCUGGCAGAAGCUCUGCACCAGAGGGGCAUCAACAUCCGUUACCUGGGCACUGUUCUGGAGUUUGUGGAGAAGACCCCGGCGAAAGCCAAGCUGGAGCACUUCUAUAGAAUAGGAAUCUGUGAGCUGAUAACCAGGUGUGCAAAGCAUUUCUUCAAGACGUAUCUUCAGGGUGUGGAGUUGUCCGCUCUCUCGGCCGCCGUCAGCCAUUUCCUCAACUGCUUCCUGAGCUCCUUCCCCGAUGCGGUCGCGCACCUUCCUCCUGACGAGCUGGUUUCCCGCCGCAAGAACCGCAAGCGGCGCAACAGGGUGCCCGGCGGCGGAGACAACACGGCGUGGGCUAGCCUGACCCCCAGCGAGCUGUGGAAGAGCAUCGCCGCCGAGGCCCAGAGCUACUAUCACUUCACAUUGCAGUGUGAAGGAGUGGAUCAGGUGGUGGAGAAGCAUGGCCUCCAGAAGAUCACGCUCCUCAGGGAGAUCUCCAUUAAGACUGGCAUACAGAUCCUGAUCAAAGAGUACAACUUUGACAGCCGCCACAAACCGGCCUUCACAGAGGAGGACAUCCUGAACAUCUUCCCAGUGGUGAAGCACGUAAACCCCAAAGCCUCAGACGCCUUCCACUUCUUCCAGAGUGGACAGGCCAAGGUGCAGCAAGGUUUUCUGAAGGAGGGCUGUGAGCUGAUUAACGAGGCCCUGAACCUGUUCAACAAUGUGUACGGAGCCAUGCAUGUGGAGAUCUGUGCCUGCCUGCGCCUGCUGGCUCGCCUGAACUACAUCAUGGGAGACCAUCAAGAGGCGCUUAGCAACCAGCAGAAGGCAGUUCUGAUGAGCGAGCGAGCCCUGGGCAUUGAACACCCCAACACCAUUCAAGAAUAUAUGCACUUGGCUCUGUACUGUUUCGCCAAUGGGCAGCUGUCCACUGCCCUGAAGCUGCUGUACCGUGCACGUUACCUCAUGCUCAUGGUGUGUGGGGAGGACCACCCGGAGAUGGCCCUGCUUGACAGCAACAUUGGCCUGGUGCUGCACGGGGUAAUGGAAUACGAGCUGUCCCUGAGGUUCCUGGAGAACGCCUUGACCAUCAACACAAAGUACCAUGGUUCUCGCUCCCUCAAAGUGGCCCUCAGCAAUCAUCUUGUCGCAAGGGUCUACGAGAGCAAGGCGGAGUUCCGCUCCGCACUUCAGCACGAAAAGGAAGGCUACACCAUUUACAAGAACCAGGUGGGCGAAGCUCACGAGAAGACCAAGGAGAGCUCAGAGUACCUCAAGUAUCUCACCCAGCAGGCCGUGGCUCUGCAGAGGACCAUGAAUGAGAUCUACAAGAAUGGCUCCAACGCCAGCAUCACGCCUCUCAAGUUCACUGCUCCGAGCAUGGCCAGCGUUCUGGAACAGCUCAAUAUCAUCAACGGCAUCAUCUUCAUCCCCCUCAGCCAAAAGGACCUGGAAACCCUGAAGGCGGAGGUCCAGAGACGGCAGCAGCUGCAGGAGUCAGGGAAGUUUGAGGAGCAGACGGCAGACGGCCUCCUGGAGCUGGAUGACAAGAUUCCUAUUGAUUAAUGUUGGAAAGCCCAAAGCAAAGCUGCUUUCUGCUGGUUUGGGAGGCUGUAAUGCCACAGAAAUGUAAUGGAGCCUGGAGGACCUGAGAACUGAGCAGUCCGAAUCAAUAAUGAAAAUAAAUGGGAGUGCGUGUGUGUGGGGGGGGGGUGGGGAUUGUCUGGGGCAGUGGACAAAUCUGUAUAAACUGUGUAAAGUUUAAGGUUGGGCAAUACAGACAAUGCACUUCCUACAAGGUAGGAAGGAAUGGGGAAUUAAAUAGAUAAUUGUGUAGAAUUUAUGUAAUGUGCAAUCUGAAUACUCUCCUUGGCCCAUAAAAAAGUGAUGAAUCAUCAGAACAAAGGUCAUUCAACUAACUGCUGCUUGCUGUGUUUCUGUGCGUGUGCGUGUGUGCGCAUGUAUAUGUGCGUGCCGCGAAGAGAAUGUGGCCAGAGAAGGAGACCAAGAACGACCAUGACAUUGUAUACCAGAGCCUUAUCCACUGUACCAUACCCCCAAAUACUCCUCCAUCUGGGCUCUUAUCACUUCCCGUGACCAUCAAAACCCAAGACCACCCUUGAAGCCGUUCAUUCUUCAAUAUGCUCAAAACACUGUGGCCAUCCCCAAUGGUGCUGCAGAACACACAGCACCUAAGCCGUCCUUAGAACUCAGGGGUAAAUUCUACUGUGCACUAAGACCAGAACAUGGUCGCUACAUUUUAGAUUUAUCUUGAGGGACUUUGGAACGUGAACUCCCUCCUCCUGUUGGUCUCCUGGUGAUUUUGUCCUCCGUUAUUUAGACCUUGUGGACCUUAUUGGUGUUGUUCUGUCAUUUCGACUCGCUACAUACUUUGUCCCUUGGCUUUUCUGUCUUUUCAUCACAGCUAUUUCGGUAUCCUACGGUCCCUUUUCCUUGGCAGACGCACAGUGCAGGAUCAAUUGUUCUAAUUAUUAAUUUGCUCAGUAGGUUAAUUCUUUUUUGUUUUUUUACUAAAAGGGGAGAAUACCUUUUAAGGUUGAGUAUUGGUUAAUUUGUUACCAAGGCCGUUUUCGAAAGAAUACGAGUGUAGCGUGUGUAAAUCUUUAGUGGAUUUAGAAAAUUACUAAAACUGUCACAGAAACUCGAAUUUGAAAACGUCCAGUGUAGGCCGGAACAGUAUAUAUCUUGUCCUUGCUAUAUUCAAUCUUAUAUUUUUCCACCUUGAUAAUUUGUGCAUGUAUGUUUGUGUGUGACUCUGUGUGUUUUUGUUUGGUCCAAUUUCUUGGCCUUGAGAUUGUGAUCUUUGCUGCUGAAUAGCUUGGAUAAGCAUCAAGUGAGCCAUGACUAUCCAAACAUUUUAUUUUUUAUACCACUGAUGGAAAAAUGUAAAUGGAAGUCUUAGCUGUGCAUAUGAAAACAAUUGGCUAUGGAAUUUAAAGAAACAUUUUUUCCGCUACCCAACUCCCAACAGAUUGCAAUGUGACGCAUGCCAGCGUCUUAUUUAUAUGCAGCAUCUUCCUCACCAUUUUGUGAUGUUUGAAUAUGAUCAAUGCACAACGCCACAGAAAGUGAGUUAAGAAGGGCUGCAUUAAUGUAAUGUACCAAAAAAAUGAUAGUUUUGUGUGCGCUUGUAUACAUGCAAUGUGAUCUCCCCUGCUGUGUAUUUUUGUUAAAAACCCUGGUGUCUACAUGUGUGAUUAAAGCAAUAGAGCUGGUGCUGAACAUUAUUGUUUUAGAGGUGCAGCUUUUAAUUAUUUGAUCUACAAUGUGAACUGGUGUACUAGCAGCUGGAUAUUUUUUGUUCGAGUGUAUUCAUUUGGGCAGUGAAGUUACUGCAGUAAUAUUCUAAAUAAUUAUGCUUCUGAAACAUAAUUUGUGCAUCAAUAAGAACUCUAUACAAAUUGUGCCUAUUUAUGCUUCAGAAGGAAACCUGUUUUGUAACUGGUGGAACUAUUAGCUUUCUUAAUGGUGGCAGUGUUUUUCUUUCCAUGGUUUGAUGUCCCUUUGUUGUUUGACUAAUUUGUUUAUCCCUUACUCUUCUAAAAUUUCUCGGAAGUAUCGUUUUUAGGAUUAAUGUAUCAUACAUUACAUUAACUUUAUCUCCCAAGAUUGUAUAUUUAGAUGUGCACGGCCACCGUAUCAAUAACGGCCGCUGGAUGUCGCACUUGAGCUGCGCCUCUUUUGAUUUGUCAAGUGUGGAAGGUGGCUGGCACAGUAACUGAUGCACAUUUUCUAAAUGUAGGGAUUUUUUAAAUAAUCCUACAUUCCAAAGACUGCUACCUGUUGAACUUGCUUUCAGUUAAUCCGAAACAGUUAAGGCAUAGUAAUAUGGGGACUGUGGCUAAUUAUCAUAGAAUAACGACUUAUACGGUGAUUUUGGGUCCGUAGUGGAGACAAAGUUGCACAGCUGAGUUCUUUGUUGAAAUUGUAUCAACCUAUUUCCUAAACAGAUAACCUUUUCAAAUAUAGCUGAAUAAUUACUCAUGUUUACGGUAGAGUAAAAAGUUAAAUUCAUGUUUGUUUUAAUCUUUGCAUUGUUAAAACGUUUAAUGUCCAAAGUGAAUGAGGGCGAAAUUAUGGGAUUUUGCUAAUUGUAAAGUAAUUAAAUUUACUAUUCAAAGCAAUUUUAGCUUAAUAUUUGGUGUCUUCAAGGCUCACAAAAUGGUCAGGACAUAUCGUCCUAGAUAUAUGGGGUGGCACGUUUGGAAUAAUGUGAUCUAUUGGCGAGAUAUCUCCAGUUCAGACACCAAUCGCUUUGAUUUCUCAACUGUUGAGACUAUUUUAAUACGUCCAUGAGACUUCGACGCAGCCAUCAUAAGCAAGUGUAAACCCUGCUUCCCCUGUAACAUAUUUGUCUGCUUUUCACUAAAUAACAAUUAUUUUUCAUCUGGGUAUUCUUUUAUAUUAAAACGAAAUAAUAAAUUGUAGAUCAUGACAUUUUA
This is a messenger RNA of Gadus morhua (Atlantic cod), 7307 nucleotides long. RefSeq names its product clustered mitochondria (cluA/CLU1) homolog a (gene cluha). Bases 220 to 4410 code for a protein of 1396 amino acids. Gene Ontology annotation, molecular function: mRNA binding; protein binding. The transcript has 27 exons. The record is from RefSeq and is a predicted model, not a curated record. Lineage: Eukaryota; Metazoa; Chordata; Actinopteri; Gadiformes; Gadidae. Gene Ontology annotation, biological process: intracellular distribution of mitochondria; organelle organization. Gene Ontology annotation, cellular component: cytoplasm.